This is a messenger RNA of Talpa occidentalis (Iberian mole), 5225 nucleotides long. It is a transcript of the gene ESYT1, whose product is annotated as extended synaptotagmin 1. Bases 164 to 3010 code for a protein of 948 amino acids. Gene Ontology annotation, biological process: lipid transport. The transcript is spliced from 31 exons. The record is from RefSeq and is a predicted model, not a curated record. Gene Ontology annotation, molecular function: lipid binding. NCBI's taxonomy places the organism in Eukaryota, Metazoa, Chordata, Mammalia, Eulipotyphla, Talpidae.
GCGGGCCGCGCGGCGCCUGCUGGACGACGAGGAGCGGCUCACGGCGCGGACGCUGCUCCUCAGCCAGCGCGAGCUGCCCGCCUGGGUCAGUUUCCCGGAUGUGGAAAAGGCGGAGUGGCUGAACAAGAUCGUGGCCCAGGUCUGGCCCUUCCUUGGCCAGUAUAUGGAGAAGCUUCUGGCUGAAACUGUGGCCCCUGCGGUUCGUGGCUCUAACCCCCACCUGCAGACGUUCACAUUCACGCGGGUGGAACUGGGUGAAAAGCCCUUGCGCAUCCUCGGGGUCAAGGUUCACACUGGUCAGAGAAAAGACCAGAUCCUGCUGGACUUGAGCGUCAGCUAUGUAGGUGAUGUGCAGAUCGAUGUGGAAGUGAAGAAGUAUUUCUGCAAAGCCGGACUCAAGGGCAUGCAGCUACAUGGUGUCUUGCGGGUGAUUCUUGAGCCACUCGUUGGGGAUCUCCCUAUUGUGGGGGCUGUGUCCAUGUUCUUUAUCAGACGCCCGACCCUCGAUAUCAACUGGACGGGGAUGACCAACUUGCUCGAUAUCCCAGGACUCAGCUCACUCUCUGACACCAUGAUCAUGGACUCCAUUGCCGCCUUCCUCGUGCUGCCCAACCGGCUCCUGGUGCCGCUCGUGCCCGAUCUCCAAGACGUGGCCCAGCUGCGUUCUCCUCUUCCCCGGGGCAUUAUUCGGAUCCACCUGCUGGCUGCUCGAGGGCUAAGCUCCAAGGACAAAUAUGUGAAGGGCCUGAUUGAGGGCAAGUCAGACCCCUAUGCGCUCGUGCGCGUGGGCACCCAGACAUUCUGCAGUCGUGUCAUUGAUGAGGAUCUCAACCCCCAGUGGGGAGAGACAUAUGAGGUGAUGGUACACGAGGUGCCAGGGCAGGAGAUCGAGGUGGAGGUGUUUGACAAGGAUCCUGACAAAGAUGACUUUCUGGGCAGAAUGAAGCUGGACGUAGGGAAGGUGUUGCAGGCUGGAGUGCUGGAUGAUUGGUUCCUUCUCCAAGGAGGGCAAGGCCAAGUUCACUUAAGGUUGGAAUGGCUGUCGCUUUUGCCAGAUGCAGGAAAACUGGAGCAGGUUCUACAGUGGAAUCGCGGCGUCUCCUCCCGGCCAGAGCCCCCAUCAGCAGCCAUCUUAGUGGUCUAUCUGGAUCGGGCCCAGGAUCUCCCUCUAAAGAAGGGAAACAAGGAACCAAACCCCAUGGUGCAGCUGUCAAUUCAGGACGUGACUCGGGAGAGCAAGGCGGUCUACAGCACCAACUGCCCCGUGUGGGAGGAGGCCUUCCGGUUCUUCCUGCAAGACCCUCGAAGCCAGGAGCUUGAGGUGCAGGUGAAGGAUGACUCUAGGGCCCUGACACUCGGGGCUCUGACCCUGCCGCUGGCUCGCCUGCUGACUGCCUCUGAGCUCACCCUGGACCAGUGGUUCCAGCUCAGCAGCUCUGGCCUAAAUUCCAGGCUCUACAUGAAACUGGUCAUGCGGGUCUUGUACUUGGAUUCCUCUGACGUGCGCUUCCCCACUGACCCCGGGACCCUCGGUGCUUGGGAUGCGGACAGCGAGAGCUCCCAGAAGGGCAGCAGCGUGGACGCCCCACCGCGACCCAGUCUCACUACUCCUGACGGUCACUUUGGAACUGAGAAUGUGCUUCGGAUCCACGUGUUAGAGGCCCAGGACCUGAUUGCCAAAGACCGUUUCCUGGGGGGACUGGUGAAGGGCAAGUCAGACCCUUACGUCAAACUAAAGCUGGCAGGUCGAAGCUUCCGGAGCCGUGUCGUUCGGGAAGACCUCAAUCCCCACUGGAAUGAGGUUUUUGAGGUGAUCGUCACAUCAAUUCCAGGCCAAGAGCUAGACAUUGAGGUUUUUGACAAGGACCUAGACAAGGACGACUUUCUGGGCAGGUGUAAAGUGAGCCUCACCACAGUCCUGAACAGCGGCUUCCUUGAUGAGUGGCUGACGCUGGAGGACGUCCCGUCUGGCCGCCUGCACUUGCGCCUGGAACGUCUGAGCCCCCGUCCCACUGCUGCGGAGUUAGAGGAGGUGCUGCAGGUGAACAGUUUGAUCCAGACGCAGAAGAGUGCGGAGCUGGCGGCGGCCCUGCUGUCCGUCUACCUGGAGCGGGCUGAGGACCUGCCGCUCCGGAAAGGCACCAAGCCUCCCAGCUCUUACGCUACCCUCACCGUGGGAGACACUUCUCACAAGACUAAGACGGUGGCCCAGACCGCAGCUCCCAUCUGGGACGAGAGCGCCUCCUUCCUCGUCAGGAAACCGAACGCGGAGAGCCUGGAGCUGCAGGUUCGGGGCGAGGGGACGGGCACGCUGGGCUCGUUAUCCCUGCCCCUCUCGGAGCUCCUCGGGGCCGACCAGCUCUGCCUGGACCGCUGGUUUUCGCUCAGCAACGGGCAAGGACAGGUGCUCCUGAGAGCACAGUUGGGGAUCCUGGUGUCCCAGCACUCGGGCGUGGAGGCGCACAGCCACACCUACAGCCACAGCUCCUCAACUCUCAGUGAAGAGCCAGAGCUCUGGGGGGGGCUCUCUCACAUCACAUCCUCGGCCCCGGAGCUCCGGCAGCGCCUGACGCACGGCGACAGUCCGCCGGAGGCUCCGGCCGGGCCUCUGGGCCAGGUGAAGCUCACCGUCUGGUACUACAGCGAGGAGCGGAAGCUGGUCAGCAUCGUUCACGGCUGCCGGGUCCUUCGACAAAGCGGACGGGACCCCCCCGACCCCUACGUGUCACUGUUGCUGCCGCCAGACAAGAACCGGGGCACGAAGAGGAAGACCUCCCAGAAGAAAAGGACCUUAAAUCCCGAAUUCAACGAACGGUUUGAGUGGGAACUGCCCCUGGAUGAGGCCCUCCGGCGAAAGCUGGACGUCUCUGUGAAGUCUAACUCCUCCUUCAUGUCCAGAGAACGUGAGCUGCUGGGGAAGGUGCAGCUGGACCUCGCGGAGAUAGACCUUUCCCAGGGCGCGGCCCAGUGGUAUGACCUCACCGAUGACAAGGAGAAGGGCAGCUCCUAGGAGCCAGGGGUUACCAGCCUGAUGCUGUCACCUUGCCUUGCCUCUCGCUGCAUCACCGCCUCAAUGUGAAUGAGCCUAAAGCUAAGGCUCCUGGGGGAGCCUGCGCCCCUCAGCCCGCUCACCUCCCAGGCCCACAUGGGGUCUCUGACCUAGCCAAAGAAACUGCACAGCCUUUACCCUCCCGGGCUCUGGAGCAGGGGCCUGAGCUGGCCGCUCCCACCUGCCUGCGCCCUUUCUCCCGUCCUCCCAACUCCUCAGGGCCUUCCGCGCCUGUGCCUGGCCACUGGCAGCACUAGCAGUGGCAUCAGCUUAUGCCAAAUACAGCUUUUGGGAGUAUUUUUUCUUUCACUGGACAGUCUCCCCUACUGGGAACAGCCGGGCAGGAAAGCCGUGGGUGGGGAGCUGCGCGGGCGGCGCGGCCCGGCCCCUCGUCCAGGUGCCUCCCACCCUCCUCAAGCCUGUCCUGAAAGCUGCACCUGCCGCGGUGACGGGGCAGCCUCGUGACUCACUCUGGGACGGGGGGACACGUCUCCCCCUUCAAGUAGCCGAGACCAACUUCUAACCUGUGCCGCAGUCGUGGAGGACUCGGGCCAGCCGGGUCGUUUUUUGUCCAAGUGCCUUGGCUGUUCACUCACUGACUAGAACUGAGUCUCUUCAUCUUGCAAAACUCUGCCAUUCCACUGUAUCGGAAACAUGCUCAGCCACAUUCUACUCAGCCGCCUGUGUCUCUCUUCCUUAGGGACAGGGAAUCCAGUCUCCCCAUCAAAUGUGUGCUAUUGUUGUUUUUUUGAAGGUUUAUUUAUGCAUACAAGAACUGGUGUGCAGGCCAGAGUGGGUGGGGGUGUUUACCAGAGACAGAGUGGGGAGCAGAACAGGCAGAUCUACUGAAAUCCACUGCUGAGGGGAGCAGUGGGGAGACAGGAGAGGUCUGCCGCACCAUGUGGGUCAGCUCCCUGGCCGGGGAUGGAACUCUUGCUGCAGUGGCUGCAGACAGCUUCUUAGUGCUGCAUCUUAACCCCUUGUGCCACCAGGGAGGCCUGAAUCACAUCAGUUUUAAUUGGUGGUCGCAAUCUACUGUGGUUGCAGACACUGAGACCAUUGCAGGGCCUCCCUAGAGGUGCAGGGGUUAAGUCUGCAGUGUAUUUCAAUCUACCGGUUCUGCUCCCCACUCUGUCUCUGGUGAAUCCUCUCACUCCCCACACCUCUGGCCUGUACCCCAGCUCUUACAUGCAUAAAUCAAUCUUUAAAAAAAAUGUCCUAAAGAACUCAAAAUCCAGGAAGGAACAGUGAUCAGGCGCAUGAAUAACUAUUAAUACGACACAUAAUUGAACAUAAGGAAGGUACAGGGAAUCCCAGGGCUCGCUGACUGCCCUGACUCUCUCCUCGGCUCCUCUCCCUCCCUCUCAAACCUUUCUGCAAACCUAGUUCUACGUGACACUUCCCACCCAUGCCCAUGCUACUGUCUGUACCCAUAUUUAUACAAAGCUCACUCUGGCCUCCCCUGAAACCUGGCUCACCUCCCAGGAGACCUUAUUCACCUAGUGCAACCUCUAGCGGCGAAUGUUUCUGAAUUUCAUAUACUAUUCUGGGAGGUGGGAUCUGCAUUGUUUUGGGGCCCCAAUCCUGUUUCCCAAUUGUUACUGUCAGUAAAAAUCUCAGUUGUUUUGGAAAUGAUGCCCACCUGGUAGACUCUCUCUGCCUUCUCUCAGCGCUGCCAUUCCUUCCUACGUGGACGCGCAGCAUUUACUGAAGGGUCUGGCGCCCUGACCGCUGCUAUUGUUCUGUUGGCUUCAGUGUACACAGUGAGUCAUUCAAUAAACAGCAGCACAGUUCCUCAUUGUGGACACUGCUGUUUUCUUCCCCAUGCCCUUUCCACUCCGCCCCAGUUAGCUGGAGUCCAGCCACCCCCGGGGGCAGGAACACAUCCCUGGAGGCCUCAUCAACCCUCCUUGCCCCAGGACUUGGCCAAUCAAGGCCUGGUAUUUCCUGGCCCACAGCGCCUACUUUGAGGGUGGAUGGGGCGUGCGUUUCUCUAAGUUGGUCUAGUCAAAGAGAAGAAUCGAGUCUAGUGGUCAAGAGACGCUCACUCUCUUCCUCUUGUGGUUUGUGAUCGCGGAACCACUGGACCUGAGCCACAUCUGGCUCCUGGAGGGGACCCGGGAAGCUAACAAACAAACAGUAGCAAGAGAAUUAGAAACUACCCUGAACUUCUGGA